UUGGUACUGUAUAGUACAGCCCUCAAAGCCUGGUAAACAAACAAGCAAUCAGUAUGAGCAAACAAGCUUCAUUGCAGCACCACUUAUGUAAGCGGUAGCCGUGCUCAGAGAACAGCCCCUUCUCCGUCUACCUGUAACCCGGUACCCCGCUGCAUGGCGCCUGAGCGGCAGAGGGAUAGAACGAGCCGGUGUCCGUCGCUAUUCUUUCACGUUGUACGGCUGUGUGGACGUUAGCUUUGGGUUGGUAUUGCUACAGUUUUAUAGCUUCCCUGUUUCAUCCUCGUACGUAUUUCAGGUUGAGGUGACGGGUUUGUGAAGACUGUGGCUGGAUUGCACAGACCUACACUGCGGCGCCGACUGGGAUCUCUCAGUGACUCUGCCGAGAUGGAGGGUGAUCCUGAGAGCAGCGCUCCCGAGACGGAGAGCUCCAGAGAGGAGGAGCCCGCUGGACCUGCCCCCAUCCCUGACAGAAUGAAACAGAAGCAGCUUCUCGCCGUCGAGGAGCUGGUGUCCACCGAGAGGAACUACCUGAACAUGCUGCAGCUCUGCACUCUGGACAUCCAAAGCAGCCUGCAGCUCAAGCAGCUUCCCUCAGUGGACCUGGCAGGACUGUUUGCGAACAUCGAUGACGUGAUUGACGUCUCCAUCCGAUUGCUGAGCCUCCUAGAGGGGACUGCCCACACAGACCCACAGUUCCUCGGCUACAUCGGCAAAGCGUUUCUGGGCCUGAGAGAAGACUUGGAGAGUGUUUACAAGGAGUAUUGUGCCAGCUACACCAACACGCUUGCACUGGAGUCCAGCUACAAGCAGAGCGAGGGACUCUGGCAGGAGAUCAUACAAACGAUAAAGACUGUGGCACCCCACACCAAUGCCUCAAGCCUAUCCUUCUUCAUGGUGAUGCCAGUCCAGAGGAUUGCCCGCUACCCGCUGCUCCUGCAGAAUGUGCUGAAGAACACAGAGCCCUCUCACCCCGGCUACCAGUGCCUGCAAGAGGCUGCGACUGCCACUGUGGAGCUCAACGUCCGCAUCAACGAGUACAAGCGCCUUAAGGAAGUGGCCGACAAAUACAAGAAAAUGGAGAGCCUUACAAUCAUGGACAGACUGUGCCGGAUCAACAAGCACAGUAUCGCCAAGAAGACAGCCAGGCUGAGCCAGAUGAUGAAGCAUGAAGCUGGCAUCGUACCCAAGACAGAAGACAAAGAGUUUGACGUCCUGGAAGAAUAUAUGUGUGUCCUGGAAAAGGGGGUCGCAGACCUGCAGGAGAACGUGGCCGUCUAUCUGAAGCAUUUAGAGGAUUUCCUCAGAAGUAGACCACACGAGCGGGAUUUGAACAUUGAAAAUGAAGAGGCUGUCAGGUGCUAUAAGGAGAUUUCAGAAGCAAUGCACCAGUGGAUAUACCCCACGUUCAGGCGGAGGCUGGAGGCCCUGGUGUUCAGGCCACUCUGCACGCUCAGAGAGCUGAUGGCUGGCCCUCGUAACCUGAUCCGGAAACGCCUGCACAAGCUGCUGGACUUCGAGCAGAUCGAGGAGAAGCGUCGGUCGGGCUCCGUGAGCUACGAGGAGCAGGAGGUCGCAAACACUUACCAGGCCCUCAAUGCGCUGCUGCUGUCCGAGCUCCCACGCCUCAACGCCACCGGCACCCAGCUCCUCCUGAACACCCUGGGGGCCUUCAGCUGCAUACAGAGGGACCUGGCUGCAGAGGUGGAGCGGCUCAGCCAGGGGUACCUGCAACAGCUCCCUCACAGCCACCUGCCCCCCAGUGCUUUCUGGCGCUGGGUGGGAGAUGCCAUCCAAGAAGCGACCCAGAAGGUGCAGAGUGCCAGCCAGAGCAUCGGAGAACAUCUCAACACCCCAAUAGCAAUGCCCCUGAGUCCCUCCAGCCAGCAGCGUCUGAGAGCGCUCUCCCUGAAGUACAGACCGGAGCGCAUCUACCAAGUGAGCAGCAACGUGGGGGGCAGCCGCGAGCUGGACCUGACCCUGCCGAGGGGGGAGCUGGUGGGUGUCCUGCAAGAGAUGGACACGCAUGGAGACCAGCACCGGUGGCUGGUGGAGGCUGGAGGUCGAAGGGGGUACGUCCCAGCUGGAAAACUAAAACCCUACCACCAGGUGGCACUGGCCCCCUCCCUUUCCCCAUCUCCGUCCCGCUCCCGCUCUCCAUCCCUCUCCAUCUCUCCCUCCCAGUUCCCCUCUUCCCAGUAUCUAUCUCCUGUUGUGGGCGGUGCAGAGUGCAGGAGACACUCCUACACUGAGAUGACAGUGACAGACAGGACUACAGCCCCUCCCUGCUUCCAGGUGUUAGCGGGCUACGACUUCUCAGCUCGGGGCUCCCACGAGUUAAGCCUGCAGGCUGGUGAGCCGGUGAAGGUGCUGGAGCCCCACGACAAACGAGGGAGCCCCGAAUGGAGCCUGGUGGAGGCACGGGGCCAGAGGGGGUACGCCCCAUCCAACUACCUCAUGGUGGUGCCAAUGCUGGGGGGCCAUGCCAGCGCCCCCAGCUCCCCCAAUCUGCUGACAAAAUGAAACUCCCCCAUGCACUAUGCUUUACUAAGGCAUUAGUCCUUGCAAAAGAAAUGCAGUGGACGCUAGCCCUGGCAAUCCAGGGCUGUGGUCUUAAGAAGCUUGCUUUCAGAGGGCCUGCACAGUGUGGACAGCGUUUCUCUUGUACCACCAGAUUCCAAGAGGCAGUGGUUUAAUAAUUACACAGUGACCAGGCAUGAAGACCCUGGUGAUUAUAUAAUAGCUAGUGUUUUUAUUGUUAUUAAUAUGGCUGGUAGUGCAGCUGCAUGGGUGUUGGGCACAAGAUUCCUAACACCAACGUCGCUGCACCCAGAUCCUUAGACUCAGUCCUCUGGUAAGUGCUGUGAACCCCAACGUCGCUGCACCCAGAUCCUCAGACUCAGUCCUCUGGUGAGUGCUGUGAACCCCAACGUCGCUGCACCCAGAUCCUCAGACUCAGUCCUCUGGUGAGCGCUGUGAACCCCAACAUCGCUGCACCCAGAUCCUCAGACUCAGUCCUCAGUGCUGUGAACCCCAACGUCACUGCAACCAGAUCCUCAGGCUCAGUCCUCUGGUGAGUGCUGUGAACCCCAACGUCGCUGCACCCAGAUCCUCAGACUCAGUCCUCCGCUGAGUGCUGUGAACCCCAACGUCGCUGCACCCAGAUCCUCAGACUCAGUCCUCAGUGCUGUGGGUUGAGCAGUGAGGCUUGCACAGGGAAAAGGAUUUCAGAGACUGUAGUGAAACUCUUUUUCGAUGCUUUUUAAUCCAGUCCUAAGGGGCCUGGGUUUUGGCCUGUUGCCCGGCACCUUGUUUUUGUUUUGUUUUUAAAUAACUAAACUCUGUUUGCAUAUUAAACAUCACGCAGUGUUUUUAGCAUGAUACAGUUCCAAUGGUUGUUGUUUCUGCACACAGUGUAAUUGUCAGUUUCUUUGUGAUCGAGAUGGAGUGGAAAAAGGUCAAAUGAAUCUCCCUGGGGGUUGCAUGCAGUCACCAGCCUGUAACUGGAGUGUGGUUCGAACCUGUGUCUGGUGGUUGCAUGCAGUCACCAGCCUGUAACAUCAGUGUGGUUCUAACCUGUGCCUUGGUCCCUAAUUCAGCCACACUACCUGUCUCUCAUCAGUCAUCACAUGCACACUGCAAGCUUGACGCUGAAGAAUCGUAGACCAGUCAAGGCCAUCUCAUCACAUGCGCCGCAUCUCUUGGAAUUAAAAGCCAUAUUGGAUUUCGCAGUGCAAACUUCAAUUCUAAUUCGUGAUCUUGCAUGCUGUGCAGAUGCAAGCCCAAACCGGGUUAAAGCAGACAGAUUCCCUGCUGCCUCAUCUCGUGACUUCAGGGAAGGCGUGCAUUAAGAGAAGGGACAGGAAUGUUUGAAAUGCUUGAAUGUUUAAACACAGAGUCGGGUUUGCAUUGUGAAGCACAGUCAGGGAAAGAAGGAAAAAAUCAACAAAACAAAAAACGAAACCAUGGAGACCAAAUGCAUCACAGCCAAGUCUGGCAACAGAAUACAACAGUGAAGGAGUGAUGCAGAGUGGCAAGUGGAAAAAAACAGAAAGUGGACAGAAUGGAAACUGGGUGGCAUAGCAUUAUUAAAGUGUACUGCAGUACCUGUAAUAAAGCACAGUGAAAGCACA
Messenger RNA from Acipenser ruthenus (sterlet), 4130 nucleotides. RefSeq names its product rho guanine nucleotide exchange factor 37-like. The coding region runs from base 385 to 2520 and encodes 711 amino acids. The transcript is spliced from 13 exons. The record is from RefSeq and is a predicted model, not a curated record. Lineage: Eukaryota; Metazoa; Chordata; Actinopteri; Acipenseriformes; Acipenseridae. Gene Ontology annotation, cellular component: cytoplasm. Gene Ontology annotation, molecular function: guanyl-nucleotide exchange factor activity; protein binding.